Pelagomonas calceolata is the source of this 6077-nucleotide messenger RNA. The record is from the annotation of a GenBank genome assembly. Lineage: Eukaryota; Pelagophyceae; Pelagomonadales; Pelagomonadaceae.
CUUUGGUAGCCGUUUGCCGCUUAUCAAGCAACCGUCAAACUCCGGCGUCCAUGGCAAACCACAAGCAGCCCGCGACCAGCAGAUGGGACGAGAAGAAGGAACACCUGUCAGCGAAGACGCGCAAUGGGUUUGAGCAGUGGGUGAAGCGCAAGGUGCGUGGGACUUACGCUAGUUAAUCCUGUUCUCGUGGAUAACCACCCCCGCAGGACACUUUUGAACGCGGAUGCCGCCUACUUGAUGCGCUAGAUGUGUCGCGCUGGGACGAUCCGGCCAAGUUUCGUGAUGUCAUCGUUGCAUUGGCGGCAGUUGACCAGAGCCUCCGGACAGAGGCCGGACCGGGGGAAAGUGAGGAAGAGGUAACCCACGGGGGCGACAGGCCGCGGCAGACUUGCGCGCCGCCGCCCCUCGACGGUGUGCGUGGUACGCGGCGGUCAGUAUUUGAAGUCUUCCGCCGGCGUGCGACACGGGACGUCACUUUUACUGACGUGACCCUCACCGCAGCCAAUGAACGUAGUCUAAGCGAUGCUCUGACGCAACAACUAGUCCGUGACGAGGCUGGCCGGCUCGUCAUGCCCACGCUACGGUAUGCGUGGCCCGCUCAACAGCACAGUGGUACAGUAGCACCGGCUGUAGGACACCUGACGGCCGACCAGCGUGCACAGAAUGCCAUAUUCCUAAGGUAUUGUCGGACUAUGUGGCGCGAAGCGCAACGCGAGGCGCGAACGCGCCUUGGCCGUGCGCUGGCAGACGCUGGGGCCGUGGAUCGUAACCGUGCGGCGGCCGCUGGCCUGCGGGCCCUUGGAAUAGGCCAACUCGCAGCCUGGGUCGAGACGGAUUCAGAGAUCCAGCGGGUGGCGGCACGUGAUGCGAUGCGCGAGCGCGAGGAGAAGGCUCGUGUCACCCGACUGAGUGGAACUCAUCCGCGGCAGGCCCUGUUCCCCCGAGCCUCAUGGCCCACUAUUUAUGUGACGAGUCAACAAAUCUAGCAGUGCGAGCGGCAGGCGCAUUUUUCCGCUCGCAGGUUACGCAUGCUCGAUUCGUCAAACGCAAGGAUAGAACACGACUCCGAGUACCAGUGACUGAAGCGGCCCAGCCAGCGCCGCCAAUUCCGCGCCUGGAUCUCUCCCGGGGCGAGAAUGGACCGACAAGGCCACGUGUGGAGCGUGUGUCAAGCACAGCGCUCGAUCUCGCACGCGGACAGGGUCUAGUGUGGGUUCAUGCGCUCGGUCGUGGCGCACCUGGGCGGGACGGCGAUCUUGAGCGUUCGCGGCGACAGCUUCUGGCGCGCAACCCGCGUGGAAGUGAUCCCAAAACCCAAACCUAGCAGCUUGGCCUUCAAAAUGCUGGCACACAACCAGAUGAUGCCACAAAAUGGGAAGGGUUGAUUUUGCGAUGCCCCACAUUCGUCGGUUCCCACUCACAGGCGCGCGGCCACGUGCUCCGGGCAAACUUCGACGCUACACGUGACGCCACCGAUGAAGACUUUGACGCAGAUCGCUUUGAGGAGAUACACGAGAAGUACACCGCCGCGCGACGGCGUGCGGCAAGGGCGCGGCGCAUCGAUGCGCGACGUGAAUUCGAGCGAUGGAACGCGGCUCGGCGAGGGCGUGCUCGCGCGCUCGAUUGUCUUAGAGCACUCCAGCCACCAGCGCAUAUGGCGGCCGAGGCUGGUGCAGCAGCGGCGCUGCGGUACUGGCGCCGUAUUGGGGGCCUGCUCAAGGCCGUAGACGGCGGGCUCCUCGGUGACUGGGUGGAAUGGUCUCAGCUUGGUGGCAACGAUAGCGCCGCAGGUGUAACUCGUGCCAGUGACGUAUUUGAGUGGGCGCAGCCGCUCAAAGCACCGGCUUCCCCGGCAAACGCAACCGCAGUAUGGUGCGCACUCGCACCUCGUGGCUGUGACGUGUCGCGCCACCCGUCGUGCGGCGGCGUCAGUGCGCUUCGCGCAUCGCUUGUUAAGGUGCUUGGGUCAAGUUGUGAUCUUGCAAGUGCAUUUGAGCGGCUUCGGAAGCGCCUCGCAGCAUCGGGCGGCGAGGUGCCGCCGACGGUCACAGCGCGGGACUUACGGCGAUGCUGCCACGAAGGUGGCCUUGCAUUGUCCCGCGAAGAGGCGAGACAAUUGAUCGACUGCAUAGCUCUGCGUGGACAAGCGACGACUCUUUGGGUUUGGAAUAGGUCAAGUGGUAGAUUCGUAUAUAUAUAUUGAAGUCACGCAGGUGUCGACGCGUACAGUGGCUACGGAACAGCGCCGUUUGACGAGAUUUCGGCUCUGCUAGCUACGCCUGUUCGUCCAGGUGGCGUCCGGCGUGCCCUACGACGCUUGACGCACUUUGAGGCGACGUGUCCUGAAACGGGCAUGCCGAAUGCGUGCUGUGCCUGCGUCAAAUUUUGUGUGAUCUUCGCGCCGAAUCUACUGGUCGCGAUUGCUAGCAGGCUCCCUCUGGUCUUGUUCAGGCUGCGUUUGCCAAAAGCAAAUCAGGCUCUGGUUGCGCGCUCAGGCAUCUCGAAUGAGCUCGGGAUGGAACAACCUGAGGUGCCAGACGAGCCCCGCGCAGGUUCCGCGUCACGGCAAGUCCUGCGCGCGUUCGUGCGGGUCCGUGCGCAGCGGCGUGGAUGAUUUUGUCUAGCGUCAACCCCCAACCCCCCCUUUCCCCCCCACUCGGUGCAGGUGCGAGGUUGAUGUGACGCUCGCGAAUGGCGAGGUGCGGCGCCGCUGGAAAAAUCCGGAGCGGACCGCGCGCAUCGAACUGCUCUGCCGCAUUGGCAUGGUAAGCAAAUCGCUGGCUCACCACGACAUCGAGACACUUUGUCCGCUUCCACACGAUCUACGCUGCGCGCUGCCGCAUGAUCUUGCUUCCGAGCUCCCCGACAGCUGCAGCAUCUCUGCCGCGGCAUUAUCGGGGGCAAGCGAACCUCGCUCGGACCUCGCCGCAUACAGUGCAUGGUUUAGCGCCUCGGAUGUUCCGCCAGCCUCGUCGCAGGCAGAGGCGUUUGGCGUCUGGGGCGCACCACGGCGCGCGGCGCUUGACGCACUCUUGGCGGUGAGCGACAAUGCACGGAAAGAAGCGCGACUGCGCCUGGCUCUUGCGCGCGGCACACCGCCCGCAGCUCCCGACCUCUGGGCGGCAGGACCUGACGAGCUUCGUGCCGAGGGCGCGCCGUCGGACGCGCUGCUGUCACGGCUCGUCCUCCGGUGGCGGCCGGGUGUAAACAAUGGGGACGGAGAUGAAACAACCGUGCGCUACCGUGCCUUUGCUCGUCCGUGUCGCAUCAGAUUGGUGGGGUCGCGCAGGUCGUGGGACCGGUUUCGUUUUUCUCGCUUGAGUUCUCGGGAGCACUGGGGUCGCGCGCUCAGCGCGAAAAUGCGUUCUCCGAAAUCGCUCGCGAUCCACCGACCGCACGUGAUGACUCUUUUUCGUUUCAGCAUGUCGUAUCAGGCCUCACACCGGACACGACAUAUGUGUUUCGCCUCCGCGCAUUCAAUGGCGUUGGCCCGGGUCCGUACGUGUGGCGGCGAUUCUCGACGCCACCCGCGCGACCAAUCGCACCGGUCCCGGUCCGCGUGGGCGCGCGAGCGGUCGUGCUGCGGUGGACUGUGCCUGACAUGGUUGCGCGUCGUGCUGUCGAGCUCCGACGAUCAUUUGACGAAGUAUCCGCCGGUAGCUUGCAUGCAUCGCGCGUUGAAUGGCUCCGUGUUGUUGCUGCGCACUACGCACCGCUCCUAUCAUUCCUGCAGGGCGUGACAACAACACGCGGGGCGGCCACACACCUCAGCGGCAGCGGUAGUGCAGGCCACAGUGGCCCUGCGAGGCAAUCACUCCUCGACAUUCUCGAAAGCUCGGAUCACGACAUCAUCGACUGGGCCUGGCUGUGCGAUUGCCUUGGUACCGCGACCUGUCGUGAUGGCGAGGAGACGACACAAUUUUUGGCAGAUGCACUCACGUGCGCCGGCGGACACGCCACAGCCGGCGCAGCGGCUGAUGCAGCUGUCGCUCGCCAUGUUCAGCGCCUCGCCUCGCCGACGACAUACGUGCUUGAGCGCUGCCUUUCAGAAUUGCAUGGCGAGUGGGAGGAAGUCCUGCGAACACGUUUUGGUGAGGCGACUAUUAAUGGGCUUGACGCUGGCGCGGCGCACCAGUUUCGGGUACGUGCAGUCAACGCAGCGGGUGCGGCAUCGCCGUCUGGCCGCGCAACAGUCAUAAACACGCUCCUCAACAGUCCACCUCCGCCACGGCUUGCGCGUGCACAUGUGCGCGCUACCACCAAUCGACACCCGCGUGCCUCUGCACCACCGUAUGGCGAUGUUGUUGGUGUGGGGGGCUUUGAGAGGCGCUUCGCAGUAUCUUCUACGACAGUGAAACUCGUGUGGCUGGGCGCGACCGAUAAGUUGACUGGUGGUCAUGGGCUGAACGGUCGUGGCGGCGGCCCUUCGGAUCGGAUCCUUGCAGAGUGGACUGGUGCGGCUGGCGAGGACGAGGGCGCCGUGAGCCUCACGGCUGUUCUCGCACGCUAUUCCCACGGACGUGAAGAUGCCACGUUCGACGGCAAGGUACUCCCCGACGUGUUGACGCGACUAGGUGCGCAUCGGACGCACGACGCUGAGGACACCGCGCUGCGCGCCGCCUGGGACGAACUUCGUGACGCCGCGCGAGAUGUAGUGCGCACGGCGCACUUUGCGGCCUGGUGGAACGCGGAUGUGGUCACCCACAUCCUUCAACGCGAUCAAGGCGUACCCGCAGGGCGCAGUGCUGGCGGCCCGUCGCUCGGAACCGUGACAACGUACCGUGGCAGCGGCCGCGGCACUGAGGCACGUCUACUGCGCGGGACUCGACGUCUUCCCCGUACCCAACACAAAAUUCAAUUACUUGAGCUGGAUUGAGCCCCCUUCUUCCGUCCCAAAUACACAGACAGCUCAGCUGGGCCAAGCUUCCCGGGAGUGGCGUUAGACGCAAUCUGCGCUGCAACAGGCAACGCAAGGUCCCAAGCGAGAAAUUUUGGUUUUAUGCGCGCAGGUUCAUGGCCUCGAGCCAAACACGCGCUACAAGUUUACGCUUCGGCUUGUCUCGCCGCGGUCACAUUCGCGCCUUUCCCCCCCACUGGAGGUCUGGACCGCCCCUGCUCCACCAUCGUCCCCAAUCAUCGUUCGAGAUGAAACAAAAGCCAUUGUCCUCAACUGGCGCGCUGGGCCUGGCGGUGCUACCAAAUAUGUACUCGAGAGCCGUCUCGUCAACUCACGAGACGAUGGUACGGCGGCACAGGCGCCAACUCCUACGGUCAGGCAUCUGGCAGCACCCGUGCGAGCGCACGUGAGGCAUCGAACGAACGCAACGGCGGCGUCGUACGACUGGAAGGUUUCGUACGAGGGGCAUGAGACAACUGUCCGCGUCUGCGGGCUCCAGCCUCGUUCCACCUACCGCUUUCGUGUUCGUGCCCUCAAUGAUGCCGGUCAUGGUGGCCCGCCAAGCGCACUCACGCAAGCGUCCACUGCUUCCGAGCCACAAAUGCUCGUCCCUCGCCGCGCAGCGGAGCAGUUCUCUGUGCGUGCAGCCGGUGACAUUGUUGUUGGCGAUACAAUCCUCUUCACGGAGCGCUUACUCGUCGAUCGCGGCGGAAAUGGAGCGCUUCUUGGCGAGCCGGCACGCGGUGCUGCCCGCCCUCUCGCGUCAAACGCCAAUCGCGGCAAUUGUCGGUCCAGGAAUGCGACUGGCCCACAGCACGUCGGCUCCAAAGUGUAAAUCAAAUUUCACGGCGCAUUUAAAACUGGGCAAACUCCAUGCCAUUGCAGCACCCGACUCACUGGUUGAUUCCUACACAGGUGGGCGACCGCACAGUUGCUGCGCACGUUGUCGCGGAGGCCCACUAUACCAAAAAGGGGGUUCGCGAGCUACGUCUGGAAAUCGUCUGGUGCACAGUGUCGUCGCACGACGCUGCCCCGUACGUGCUGCGACCAGGUGAUGUCACGCAGCGUGAUGCCGCGCAUGUUAUUCAGUUUCAGGCCUUUCGUCAACCGUGGGUCGACGAGCACAAGAGACUGCCAUAGUUUGCCACUUGGAAGCCUGCUUCGAGGAAAUCACCCCCCC